GACGAAGCUCACACCACCAUCGGGCUUCCUAACCCCCAAGUUUAAGGAAAACCAUUCUCGGCGAUGGAGAUCUUCCGCUUCCAUCUCGUCUUCGGCCUGCUCAUCCCUCUCAUCCAGCACUCCGUCUCGUAUCUGGGUCCUAGGCAAGGCACUUCGUGCGUCGAAAGAUGUGACGUGGAGUAUAAUCCGGACUGGCCGUGUCAAUGCAAUGAGGAAUGCGUCGAAUUUGGGAGCUGUUGUGAGGAUUACGAAGAGGUUUGCCUGAGUUGUCAGGAUAGAUGCGGCAUCGACUACAAUCAUUUCUUCCCUUGCCAGUGCAACGACGAAUGCCCUUUCCACGGCAACUGCUGCGAGAAUUUCGACCAGCAUUGCGAGAGGGCGCGCGCAGUAACCGAUGAAGAGUUGCGAACUUUGACGGAAGACCUCUUGGAAUUGGAUGUGAACAAUGUGGGAAGAUUCGUCACGGUGGACCUUCAAGGUCUUCUAUUUCAAGGUCCAAACAUUGAUUGCGAAGAAGAAGUAGCGCCAGGACCUCUCUUUAUCGGGGAAUUGCCGGAGGAGGUCACUUCCAUCGAGACCGUAGCAAAGAUGAUGGCCCUGUUUGACAACUACAAUCCUUAUACAACUGACGAAGAAGAUGUGACAUUCCAAGAGGAGGAGGAGGUUGAUGCGUUCCUCGACGCAGUUAUCGCCACCCCCGUCAUGGAAGCUGCUUAUCAUUUCUUGUUGGAAAAGGGGGAGAUCCAGGACGACGAAAACGCUUUCAAGGAGAGACUGAAAGAGAUGUGGUUCGAAUUGUACCCGAGAGACGCCGACAUUCUGGGAUCCUGCGGGUUCGAGAACGUCUUCAUGGGGCAACUACGGAGUACCGAAGUCCUUGGCUUUCACGGAUGGUUCUAUUUCUACGAUCAGGAACAGAACGAACAGGGGCAAGGCACGAACUAUUUGGGAUACAUGGAUACCAUGGAUUUCGGCGAAAAGGGCUUCAUUCUGCGAAAUUCCUUCGACUGGCGCGAGAGAUGUAAGCCCAUCAGCAGCCUCUACAUCGGCGCCAGUCCCGAACUGGAAAUGGCCCUAUUCACAGUCUGCUUCAUCGCUCGGCCGGAUUCCUAUUGCCCCAUCAGCCUGGCCGGGCAGGAUCUGCACAUCCAUCUCGCUGACUGCUGCGAGGAUUACGAAACGGUCUGCCUCGGAUGCAAGGAUCGGUGCGGCAUCGAUCACGACGACGGCUUCCCCUGUCAAUGCCACGACGAGUGCAUCCAGGAGGGCAACUGUUGUCAGGAUUUCCGGAAGCAUUGCGGCGGGUCGACCAGACUGGUGACGGAUGAAGAUUUGCGGAUCUUGGCGGAAUCCCUGCUGGAAAUGGACGUAAACAAUGUGGGAGGACUCGUCACGGUGGAACUUCAAGGUCAAACCUCACAAACCGGAGGAGAUGAAGCAUCUGAACCUCUCUUUGUGGGAGAAUUGCCGGAGGAGAUCUGGUCCAUCGAGACCGUAGCUAAGAUGAUGGCCCUCUUUGACAACUACGAGCCUAACAUAACUGAGUCAGAAAACGUGACAUUCGAAGAGGAGGAGGAGGUUGAUGCCUUCCUCGACGCCGUCAUCGCCACUGAUGUCAUGCGAUCUGCAUACCAAUUCCUCGUGGACAAAGAGGAGAUCCCGGAGGACCCACCCGCCUUCAAAGAGCGACUCGAGGAGAUGUGGUUCGAAAUGUACCCGAGAGACGGCGACACCCUGGGAUCCAGCGGCUUCGAACACGUCUUCAUGGGGGAAUUCCAGGGCACCGCAGUCACCGGCUUCCACGGAUGGUUCUGGUUUUACCUACAAGAACGGGCUUCACGAAUGAACUAUUUCGGAUACAUGAACUACAGAAACCUCACCGACAAGGUCCGCCGCGUUCAUUCUCGUAAUCUCAUCAUUCCGCCCCCCAUUCAACAGACUCGACCGCAUCCGCAGGGCAUCCUCCUGGAUCUCUCCUUCGAAUGGGACGGGCACCGCAAGCCCAUCAGCACCACCUACAUCGGCGUCAGCCCCGAGCUGGAAUUGGCCCUCCUCACGGUCUGCUUCGUCGCACGGCCCGACUCUCUUUGCCCCGUCAGACUCGCCGGGGAGGAACUCCACGUACAAACCGUGGUAAUGGAGUACGAGGGGACGAGGCACGUGGGGACUGCGUAUUUUGUGAUCUCCAGUUGA
Darwinula stevensoni is the source of this 2193-nucleotide messenger RNA. NCBI's taxonomy places the organism in Eukaryota, Metazoa, Arthropoda, Ostracoda, Podocopida, Darwinulidae. The record is from the annotation of a GenBank genome assembly.